Molecule: messenger RNA, 2445 nt
Organism: Punica granatum (pomegranate)
Lineage: Eukaryota; Viridiplantae; Streptophyta; Magnoliopsida; Myrtales; Lythraceae
Source: RefSeq, a predicted model, not a curated record
UUUACAGACCAGACCAGAAAGACAGUGAGAGAGAGAGAGAGAGAGAGAGGGAACAGAAGCUUCUUCUUUCCGGAAUUUGGUACUGGGCGCUCUUUAACUUCAUGAAUAUUCAUCAGGGGAAUUCCAGUUCACUUCCCUGAUCUUACCCAUUAAACAACUGAAAUUUUCCAGAGCAAAAGGCAGUGUGAAAUCUCUCCAACUUUUCAGCUCCUUUCCUCUUGAUUUUGUUAUGGACUUUCUCCAACACAAGAUUCGAGCUUUGCUCCUCCUCCAGCUUCAAUUCCCAACAAGGAAUAGCACGUGUUGCCAAAUUUUAUUGCAUGGAACACAUUAGCUGUUGCUGGUAAAGAUGGAAUUCUACUUCGCAGUUUUGGCUUUGGCUUGCUUGCAGUCAUUUGUAUUAUCUGAUUUUCAAGGAGAAGCACUUGCAUCACUGAUGGCUUCAUUGAAUGCAACAAACGAUCAGCUCAUGGGUUGGAAUCCUAAUCAAGUUGACCCUUGCACUUGGUCUAAUGUUAAGUGUGACCCUAACAAUAAUGUCGUCUCAGUAACGCUGUCAUCAAUGAACUUCUCUGGGUCGUUAUCCCCAAAAAUUGGUCUGCUCAGGACCCUUACUACACUUACUUUGCGAGGGAAUGGCAUAACAGGUGCGAUACCUGAAGAGUUUGGGAAUUUGACGAGUUUGACUAAUUUGGACCUUGAAAAUAAUCGGUUGACUGGUCAGAUACCGGCUUCUCUCGGAAAUCUUGAGAAACUUAAAUUCUUGUCUCUGAGUCAAAAUAAUCUUAUUGGAAGCAUUCCAGAUUCACUUUCAACUCUUCCCAGCUUGGUCAAUUUGCAGCUGGACUCAAACAAUCUUGGAGGGCAGAUUCCCCCAGCCUUAUUCCAAGUUUUCAAUUACAAUUUUACUGGAAACAAGUUGAAUUGUGGAAUAAAUUUACCCUAUCCAUGUGCAUCUGAGAGUGGCAGCUCCAGUUCUUCUCGUAAGUCAAAGGUCGGAAUUAUUAUUGGUGUUGUUGGUGGACUUGUUCUUCUCCUCCUUUGUGGCAUGCUUGUUUUCCUAUAUAAGGGCAGACAGAAGGGCUACAGACGAGAAGCGUUUGUGGAUGUAGCAGGUGAAGUGGAUGGGAGAAUUCCAUUUGGUCAGUUGAAAAGAUUUGCAUGGAGGGAAUUGCAAAUAGCUACAGAUAACUUCUGUGAGAAGAGUGUUCUGGGUCAGGGAGGUUUUGGGAAGGUCUACAAGGGGGUGCUUGCUGAUGGCACUAAAAUAGCCGUAAAACGGUUGACUGAUUUUGAAAGUCCUGGUGGAGAUGCAGCUUUCCAGUGUGAGGUUGAGAUGAUAAGUGUUGCAGUCCACAAGAAUCUCUUGAGGCUGAUUGGAUUUUGCACCACUCCCACUGAACGGCUCCUUGUCUAUCCCUUCAUGCAGAAUUUAAGUGUCUCCUAUCAGCUCCGAGAGAUCAAACCUGGGGAGCCUGUUUUAGACUGGCCUAUGAGAAAAAAAGUUGCUUUGGGAGCAGCACGUGGCCUGGAAUACCUACACGAGCACUGCAACCCUAAAAUCAUUCAUCGGGAUGUGAAAGCGGCGAAUGUCCUGCUUGAUGAAGAUUUCGAGGCUGUAGUUGGGGACUUUGGGCUGGCGAAAUUGGUUGAUGUCAGGAGGACCAAUGUAACAACUCAAGUUCGAGGGACGAUGGGGCACAUCGCGCCUGAGUAUUUGUCCACCGGGAAGUCCUCAGAGAGGACGGAUGUUUUUGGUUAUGGGAUCACGCUUCUGGAGCUUGUUACGGGUCAACGUGCAAUUGAUUUUUCACGCUUGGAAGAGGAGGAUGAUGUCUUAUUGCUCGACCAUGUCAAGAAGCUUGAAAGGGAGAAGAAGCUUGAUGCAAUAGUGGACCGAAACCUGAACAAGAAUUACAACAUGCAAGAAGUAGAGAUGAUGAUCAAAGUGGCUCUUCUCUGCACCCAGGCUUCGCCUGAGGAACGGCCCCCGAUGUCUGAGGUCGUGAGGAUGUUGGAAGGGGAGGGACUGGCGGAGCGGUGGGAGGAGUGGCAGCACAUCGAAGUGACUCGGAGGCAGGAAUACGAGCGGUUGCAGAGAAGGUUCGACUGGGGAGAAAAUUCCGUGUACAAUCAGGAUGCGAUCGAGUUGUCAGGUGGAAGAUGACCGUUUCUAGGUAACCACAGUUCAUAUGUAGAUUUGUUCUUAUUUCCUUUUUUUCCCUGAAAUAUUUUGGGACCGCAUGUUUGCAAGGUCGUAGCUUCAUCUGUUGAUGCUUUUGCAAGGUUCUAGUAUCUAGUUUUCGGGCACUUAUGCUUGCGCUUGGGGCCUGGAAUGGUUGGGUUAUAUGUAAUAUUGAUGUUGUAAAUUGAUUCUCGAACAUUUAAUUAGACACAUGCGAGCCGAUCAUAGGCUUAAUUCAAAUGCUGAAUUGAACUCCAAAA